GAACUCGAAUUGCCUCUGGGAUAAAUUUUUUUUUUUAGAAUUCUUUCACAGAACAAGAAGGAUGAUCAAUUUAUGGGAUAAAUAAUUUUACAGUACAUGGAAUGGUAGGUGGUAUUGAUGGAUUUGGAACCCAUUGUCUCAAAGCCUCCUCAAAAAUUUGUCCUCAGUCCUGUACUGAGUGUUUACUCCUUCCUGCAAGAGCCAUGAAUUGUUAUUCGAUCAGUGUCAGCGCAUGGUUCUCAAAUUUCUCAAAUUAGGAGAGAGAUUGGGAGGACUGGAAGGGUGGUAGUUGUGGAAGGAUUGAAUGUUAGAAACUGUCACCGACCUGCAUUUAAUUCUUGUUCCUUUCUCAUCUCUAAAAGCGUCCUCUUCUUCUUACCAACAAAUUUACUACUAACUAAAUCCCUCCUACUCCCACCAUAAAACCCCUGAUGCUUUCUUUCUCACUCCAUCCCUCACCCUUGUCUCAUGCUUUUGCUUCUCUUCAUCAAUCAAUCUCCUGUCCUCCUCUUCCUCCUGUCUCUUACUUUUUACCUUCACUUGUGAGUUGUGUCUCUGUUUGCAGAACAGAAUUCUGAGAUCUGAUCGAGCUUUUUUUUUCAGGGGUGAGAAGAAAUGGGGUUAUUUUCACUAGUGACACUGGUCACAGGGAUGCGAGGUCCAAGUGGGUUCGGAUCAGCUUCGACUGCUGAACAGGUUACUGAAGGAAUUGAUGCAAGCAAACUCACUGCUGUAAUCACUGGAGGAGCGAGUGGAAUUGGUUUGGAGACAGCAAGAGUCUUGGCACUCCGUGGCGCCCAUGUCGUGAUUGGUGCCAGAAACAUGGAGGCUGCAAAUGAAGCAAAACAGCUUAUUCUCAAAGAUAAUAAAUCUGCUCGUGUGGAUGUUCUGAAACUCGAUCUUUGCUCGAUGAAGUCCGUCAGAGCAUUUGCCAAUGAUUUUAAUGCUCUUCAAGUUCCCCUGAACAUCUUGAUAAACAAUGCUGGUGUCAUGUUCUGCCCUUACCAGCUCUCAGAGGAUGGAAUUGAGUUGCAGUUCGCAACAAACCAUCUUGGUCAUUUCCUCUUGACAAACCUUCUCCUCGACAAUAUGAAGAACACAGCUAAAGUUACUGGGACUGAAGGAAGGAUUGUGAAUUUGUCAUCAAUAGCACAUCAAUAUACAUAUGGACAUGGGAUACGGUUUGAUAAAUUAAACGACAAAAUUGGUUACAAUGACAAGGCGGCAUAUGGGCAAUCUAAAUUAGCAAACAUUUUACAUGCAAAUGAGCUCUCUUGUCGGUUGCAGGAGGAGGGUGCAAAUAUUACAGCAAACUCUGUGCAUCCGGGCCUAAUAAUGACAAAUCUCAUGAGGCAUUCUGCUGUUCUGAUGAGAGCUCUGCAGGUAUUCACAUUUCUCUUUUGGAAGAAUGUCCCACAGGGAGCAGCUACAACAUGUUAUGUUGCACUACACCCUAAUUUGACGGGUGUAGCAGGGAAGUACUUCCUGGACUGUAAUGAGAUGAAACCAAGCAACUUGGCUACAGACAAAGUGUUGGCAAAGAAACUGUGGGACUUCAGUGAAAAGUUAGUUAAUUCUGUUUAGAAUAAUUAAGGUUUGCUGCUUUCAGCUGAAGCACAACUGGAGGCUUAGGAUCUCCCUUAAUAUAGAAUGGAAUAAGCAUACAGGGAUGGUAGGGUCUAGUAUUUGGAAUGGUCCCUGUUUCAUGAAAGAAAGCAAAAUUUCAAUUUGUUGGCAUCUAAAGAAUAUAUAUGGGUAUUUUUUUCCUUCGUUUUGCUUAUAUGGAAGAUAGUUUUAAAGUAA
Macadamia integrifolia is the source of this 1803-nucleotide messenger RNA. RefSeq names its product short-chain dehydrogenase TIC 32 B, chloroplastic-like. The record is from RefSeq and is a predicted model, not a curated record. The transcript is spliced from 8 exons. NCBI's taxonomy places the organism in Eukaryota, Viridiplantae, Streptophyta, Magnoliopsida, Proteales, Proteaceae. The coding region runs from base 616 to 1584 and encodes 322 amino acids.